Messenger RNA from Pan troglodytes (chimpanzee), 4939 nucleotides. It is a transcript of the gene SPAG6, whose product is annotated as sperm associated antigen 6. Gene Ontology annotation, molecular function: microtubule binding. Gene Ontology annotation, cellular component: acrosomal vesicle; sperm principal piece; axoneme. Gene Ontology annotation, biological process: neuron projection extension; sperm axoneme assembly; epithelial cilium movement involved in extracellular fluid movement. Bases 2604 to 4016 code for a protein of 470 amino acids. The transcript is spliced from 10 exons. NCBI's taxonomy places the organism in Eukaryota, Metazoa, Chordata, Mammalia, Primates, Hominidae. The record is from RefSeq and is a predicted model, not a curated record.
UAAUAGGAUUUUCUGAAUUCUCAAAGGAGGUAUGCAAAGAGAAACAACAAGAUUUUAAAACUGGCUUUAUUUUGUUGUCAUUUUCAGUCUCAUUUUCAUAAAUAAAGGAGGAAUUAUUUGAAAAAGUGAUUUUGAAGUUACAUAUUAUGAUUAGCUUUUUACAAAAGUAGCCAAAGGCUUCCAAACAAACCUUUCAUGGAAACACUUUUUUGCAAGUUGUUCAGCUAAUGGUUCAUUCUCAAUCAAAUGUAUAGUCUUAUGUGCCAGUUACAUUGUAUAUCUCUAAAGUCAGCUGGUACUUUAAGAACAGUAAUCAUCCUGUAAUACUUUUUAAAAUACCGAAGUAUCCCUUUGAAUUGUUUUCUUUUUCAUUGCUUAACUGUUAGUUUAGAGGUGUGUAUGUGAUCAUGGGACAUGCAUUUAACUUUAGAAAACAGAAUAGUAUUUUGUUUUAGAGUUAGUACAUUGAAAAAUGGGUCAGAAAAUACAGAUUGGUUUUCUUGUCAGUAAAAGUAAUCUGCCAUAUUUUAUGCUUGAAUUACUAAUAAUUUCACUUAUAUGCAUAUUGUAAUCACUCUGUGUUACAUACAUUUCUCCAUUUAGUUUUUAAGAUUUUUUAAGAAGCAACCUAAAAUAAAGAGCAAAGAUCUAGCUUCUUUAAUAUGAAGUAGGCAUCCUAUAUUAUGUUUUAUCAGGAAUAAUACAAUUUAACUAAAAGAUAUUGUUAAUAACAGGUACUCAGACUCUAAAGUAAUUUACAUAGCUUUUGAACGUAUGUUUUCAAAGAACUUAGUAGCAUCCCAUACUGUGUUAUGUUUAUAGGUUUAGACCUCUCCCCCUCUAUUGAGCUCUUAACACUUUUAAAAUGGAAAACAAAUAGUAAAGCAGUUGCUAAAAAUGGCAGUUGGAGUAGCUUAAGAGUUUGAAUUGUUUGUUUAAGGACUGAAACCAAAUAUAAAAACUUUUAAGGGGAUUUUUUUUUCAUCAUUCAACAAGGAACUGAAAAUUACAAGGCUUAUUUGCAAUCUUAAUUAUUUACUCAAUCUGUUUCCUCCCACGUCUCUAAAUGGGAACGCACAACUUUAAUUUUAAAGGACAUAUUCCCAUAGGGAAAUAUAGAUAUCACUGUAAAACUUACGACUUUGAGUUAAGUAAAAAGAUUGUGGCCAUCACUGGCUUUUGAGCUGCAGAAGCAGAAGACAUGUACCUGCCCUUCGGGGGUAUUAGGGACCCGACUAAACACACUUAUUCUUCUCUCUGAUUGCUGGACCAUUCCCCAACUAUUUGGAGCUCCACAAAAUAUCAGGACUUCAUCAAGAGCUCAGUGAAGGGUGAGAUCUCAAAGAUUAAUAUAGAGGACUCAUUCCAAAUAUAGAACCAGUUAAGUUUGCAUGCUCCCUUCUGUUGAAGAAAUAUCAAGGGGUUUCCUGUCUUGGCACUACUUAGCAGCAGCUGCGGCUAUGUAUCCACUUGACAUCUGGUGAAAUUGUAGUUUUUGAUGGAGGAACAUUUAAAGUUGACAACUGUCAUUGAAACAACUGGUAUAUAGUUUUCAAAGACAAGCUAGAAACCAGUAAUAGACUAAGUACUUCAAUUUUGUUAAAAGAAACUGGGUAAAGGGUUCAAGUUAUAUAAGAUAGGGAAGUGUGGUUUUCCAGGUAAAGGUUCUCUCUCUUUUUCUGUUGGAGAUGUCAUUCAUCAACAUAACGAAGCCUAAAUUUAAAAGACUAAGACAAAAUAUUUACAAAUCACAUAAAAGUGAGGAAACAGCAAAAUUAGUAGUCAUUAGGAGAAAGCCAGGGAAGUCAGGACAUUCAUCACAUCCUUUCCUCAUCUGCUUUCCUCACUGAGUCUCUGAGUGCUCAUUAAAUGCUUUCAAUACAGUGUUAUUAAGUGUAUGAACAUGGUUGUCAUGCUCCUCCAGGAAUCUUGAAACCAGGAAUGCCAGGUAUAUAACAGCGGGUUACAAAAGAAAACACGGAUUCCUAAAUCAGUGUUUUACUGUCAGUGCAGUGUUAAAUGUCAAUGCAACACUUAAGUUGCAUUGACAUUCAUGUGUUGAUCGGAUUGUACAAUGUGACGUGUGAGAUUUCUCGGGACCGUCGAAGCUCAGACAACUCCAGGGCUGCAAUUUACUCGUCUGGCUGCCCUCGAACCAGGCUCCCUUGGCGCGUGGGGCUCUCCCGGCGCUUGGUCACGACCCGCGCCGCAGUCAGGAUACCACGGCGAUCUGGGGUCGCUUUGUAAGGAGCUCCGACCUCCGGGCAGUGCAGGGAUACUCGACGGCGCGCGAUGUCCCGGCGGCUCGGCGAGCCUGGCGCGCUGAGAGCCCCAGCAGUCCGAGUCCUCGAGCUCGGGCGUCUUCGCGCCGCCGCCCCGCUCAGUGCGCCCAGGCACCGCGGCCGUGACGUCACGCCCGGGACUGGCCGUUGCAGCAAGACGGCCGCGUUCCGGUUCCGGUAGGUUGCCCGGGAGACGCGGGUACACAGAGAAGCGGCUCCCGUCGGAGGCCGAGUCGUCGCCACGAUCGCCCCCUUGGUGGACUCGCAGGCCGAGCCGCUUCCCCGCAGAGCUCGAGGAGGGCAGACGGCGGCGGGGGCGCCAUGAGUCAGAGGCAGGUGCUGCAAGUGUUCGAGCAAUACCAGAAGGCCAGGACCCAGUUCGUGCAGAUGGUGGCGGAGCUGGCGACUAGACCCCAAAACAUCGAGACGCUGCAGAACGCGGGUGUAAUGUCUUUGCUGAGAACUCUUCUUCUGGACGUGGUCCCAACAAUUCAACAGACUGCUGCUUUGGCUCUUGGGAGACUGGCCAAUUAUAAUGAUGACCUAGCAGAAGCUGUUGUGAAGUGCGACAUUCUUCCACAGCUUGUUUAUUCAUUGGCAGAACAGAAUCGCUUCUACAAGAAAGCAGCUGCCUUUGUGUUACGAGCAGUUGGUAAACAUUCUCCCCAGCUAGCUCAGGCAAUAGUCGAUUGUGGAGCACUGGAUACGCUGGUCAUAUGCUUGGAAGAUUUUGACCCUGGAGUCAAGGAGGCUGCAGCCUGGGCACUUAGAUAUAUUGCAAGACAUAAUGCAGAACUGUCACAAGCUGUGGUGGAUGCGGGAGCUGUUCCUCUUUUAGUACUCUGUAUCCAGGAGCCAGAAAUUGCUUUGAAAAGGAUUGCUGCUUCGGCCCUCAGUGAUAUUGCAAAGCAUUCUCCAGAGUUAGCACAGACAGUAGUGGAUGCAGGAGCUGUUGCUCAUUUAGCCCAGAUGAUCCUGAACCCUGAUGCUAAAUUGAAGCAUCAGAUCCUUUCAGCUCUCAGUCAGGUUUCAAAACAUUCCGUGGAUCUGGCAGAAAUGGUUGUUGAAGCAGAGAUUUUUCCAGUUGUACUUACCUGUCUGAAGGACAAGGAUGAAUACGUGAAGAAAAAUGCUUCUACUUUAAUUAGAGAGAUUGCAAAACAUACACCCGAGCUUUCACAGCUGGUAGUUAACGCAGGAGGGGUUGCUGCCGUGAUUGACUGCAUUGGGUCCUGCAAAGGGAACACACGGCUGCCUGGCAUCAUGAUGCUUGGUUAUGUAGCAGCUCAUUCUGAGAACCUAGCAAUGGCAGUCAUCAUUUCUAAGGGUGUACCCCAGUUGUCAGUCUGCUUGUCAGAAGAACCGGAAGAUCACAUUAAGGCUGCAGCUGCUUGGGCCUUAGGACAGAUUGGAAGACACACUCCUGAACACGCACGGGCUGUUGCAGUCACAAAUACUUUGCCAGUUCUGCUUUCUUUGUACAUGUCAACAGAAAGUUCUGAGGAUCUCCAAGUAAAAGUGCUGCCGCAUGAUAGCAAAGCUCGACGACUUUUUGUAACAAGUGGUGGCCUUAAAAAAGUUCAAGAGAUAAAAGCAGAACCUGGUUCUCUCCUUCAAGAAUACAUCAACAGUAUUAACAGUUGUUACCCCGAGGAAAUAGUGAGGUAUUAUUCCCCUGGAUAUUCAGAUACACUUCUGCAGAGGGUGGACAGCUAUCAACCACUUAAUAACUGAGCAAAGUUAUAUUUUGAUACUCAAAUUCACAGCAGAGUAGUUUUGAGUAACAGUAAUUAAAUCCUUCUAAAUAUUUGAACUAAGUAUAUUCUAGAUUUAUUUAAUGGGAAAUACCUUUAGAUAAUAUUUUCUAAAUUUAUGUAAUACUUUAAACAUUCGUAGCUUGAAUAUGUGAGGAACUAUUCAUGGUCAUUCGCGUGCAUAGGAUUUGUUCUACAGGUAGAUUUUAAAAACACGUUAAAGGGCCUUAAGGCAUUUUGUUAUUCUGUUAAAAACCACACACACUCGUACAUGCAGACACCUCCAAUGAGAUAUAGUUAAGAGAUGGCAUUCAAAAACCCUAAAUUAUUCUAGCCAAUUUGUCAUAGGCAUAGGCAAGGAAAGCUGGCCUUGCUAACUAUAUAGUAGUAUCCAGAAGAGAAAUCUUUGAAGGAGGAAACUGAUGACAGAUAUACAGGGCACUUGAAGGAGACUCUGAUGCUAGUUAUAUAAGUGCAUUAACUUAAGAACACAGACUCUGUGGGUAACCUGUUAGGUUUUACUAAGAAUUUAGGAAAAAUUUACUCCUCUUUAUCACAAGUUUUCCAAACCUCCUUCCCCACCCUAUCUAAAGUGUUCCUUACCUUUCAUGGGCCCAGCGAGGGUAGAAUUCAGAAUAAAGAGUUAUACUCCUGCAUACAUGCUCUCCCUCUCAUUGAAAGGUUUCUUAGUCUAGCUCUGCUCAUGAAUGAACAAAGAAGCAGGCAUGUAAAAUGGAUCCUUGUCCUAACGUCACUUUCCCAAGUUUCAAAAGUCACAUUUUCAGGUAUUUAAGGAAUAGUUUGAAGAUAAUACCAUCAGGCUCAGAGUUUACAUGCAUUUUUACUUAGGAAGUGGUAAACGGGUGAAAGAGGGUUUCAAUAAAAUUUUAAAUAAAAACAGCA